AUGCGGCUUUUCCAACGCGUCGUAACGUUAUCGGCUCUCCCCCCAGAUUCCCUCCCCCUCACCUCCCCCUCACCUCCCCCUCACCUCCCCAUCACCUCCCCCUCACCUCCCCCUCACCUCCCCCUCACCUCCCCCUCACCUCCGCCUCACCUUCCCCUCACCUCCCCCUCACCUCCCCCUCACCUCCCCCUCACCUCCCCCUCACCUCCCCCUCACCUCGUUCCUCCCAAUUCCCUCCCCUUCACCUCUCCCCGUCUCUCCUCCCCCUCUCGCGCCCCCCCCGACCUCCGCUCCCCAGCCCCCCAGGGUACUAUUUCCGUGUGGGAACGGGGGCAAGAGCAUGUGGCACAUCUACCUGCCGCACGGGGGGUGGUGCCGCAACGCCAACGAACCAUCCCCUCCCCGGGUUUCAACGGCAUUCUCAGCAGCAACAGCAGCAUCAACCCGCCUUUCUACAACUAG
Messenger RNA from Closterium sp. NIES-65, 462 nucleotides. The record is from the annotation of a GenBank genome assembly. NCBI's taxonomy places the organism in Eukaryota, Viridiplantae, Streptophyta, Zygnematophyceae, Desmidiales, Closteriaceae.